Molecule: messenger RNA, 1635 nt
Organism: Hibiscus syriacus
Lineage: Eukaryota; Viridiplantae; Streptophyta; Magnoliopsida; Malvales; Malvaceae
Product: ultraviolet-B receptor UVR8
Source: RefSeq, a predicted model, not a curated record
AAUCCUGCAAGCCAUCAACUCAUUUUCAUUUUAGUCGUAACAAUAUAAACUCAGAGGAGCCCAAAACCAAAAUCUGUACACUCUUAAACAAAGAUGUUGAGAAACUUUCUGAGAAAAACAAACAUCUUUUGUGGAAGAGGAGGAGAGUUCUUAAGUAGGAGAAGGGGUUUGAGUUCAUCAACCUCAGCUCAGCCUGCAAGGAGAUUCGCUGCUGUGUGGGGCAAUGGAGAUUUCGGGCGUUUGGGUGUUGGGAGUCUCGAUUCCCAAUGGUGGCCUAAACCCAUCAAACUCCUCUUCCUUCAAUCACCAAACCCUCAGUCCAUUGCCUGCGGUGGCGCCCAUACUCUCUUCUUAACAGAAUCCGGGGUUUAUGCCACUGGUCUCAAUGAUUUUGGGCAGCUAGGUUCAGCAGACCUAUGGUACCUAUCAGUAAGAGUACUGCAGCAGCGAGAAACAGAUGAUCCUUUGAUUCCUUCUCUAGCUUGCACAAAGGCAUUCUUCCUCCCAUUAGAGAUUGAUCUAUCCUUAGAGCCAAUUGAAGUUUUGGGACUUACAAAAGAAAUUGUGCAAAUUGCUGCUGGUUAUCAUCAUUCAUGCGCUAUUACAGUGGAUGGGGAACUCUACGUGUGGGGGAAGAACUCAAGUGGGCAACUUGGCCUUGGAAAAAAGACAGCAAAAGUGAUUCAUAGGCCAACCAAAGUGGAAUGCUUGAGGGGUACAAUUAAGAUGGCAGCUUUGGGUUCAGAGCACACAGUUGCUGUUACUGAUGGAGGUGAGGCUUUAAGUUGGGGUGCAGUAGCAUCUGGAAGACUUGGUCACGGCCUCGAGUCAAGUAUUUUUGGUUUUUUAACAAGCAACAGGUGCAUUCUUGGUUGUAUCUCGAACAUCCACCAUUUAUCAUGCAUGUGGCUUGAUGAGUCAUUGUACACCCGUCAGAUAUUUAUAAUUUUUGCAGUGAUAUACUCCAAGGCUUAUAAAGAAACUAGGGGCAUCAAGGUUAAAAGAGUUGCUGCUGGGUUGUUGCAUUCAGCAUGCAUUGAUGAAACUGGGUCUUUGUUUAUGUUUGGGGAGAAAGUGGAAGCUGAUCUUGGUUUUGGAGAGGCCAAGAAUGCAACAAUGCCAUCCAUGAUCAACACGUUGCCAUAUUCGGAAGAAGUUGCAUGUGGUGGCUACACGUGUGUUGUAACAAGAGGUGGUGAACUUUAUACUUGGGGUUCAAAUGAGAAUGGUUGCCUUGGUACCGGCUUUUUACCUUUUAUUGAAAGUGUGCAUCUACAGGUUUCUUGUGGUUGGAAGCAUACAGCAGCGAUAUCAGAUGGCAAGGUUUUCACAUGGGGUUGGGGUUCUCAUGGAACAUUUUCUGAAGAUGGGCAUUCUUCUGGCGGACAACUGGGUCAUGGAAGUGAUGUAGAUUACAUAAAACCUACGAUGGUCCAUGUUGGUGAAAAUGUUAAAGCGUUGGAGGUAUCGUGCGGAUUCAAUCAUACGGGUGCCAUAUUCGAAUACCUAUAAGCUCUGGCUUCAAAUUUAACAGGUGAUGUACGAUUUUCAGUAUUCUGGGUGCACAUGCAGGCAGGUCUGCAGAUUCUUGAUAUCUUUUGUGAUUCAUUUAUAAUGUCUUAAACUUACUAAUGG